Molecule: messenger RNA, 561 nt
Organism: Porites evermanni
Lineage: Eukaryota; Metazoa; Cnidaria; Anthozoa; Scleractinia; Poritidae
Source: the annotation of a GenBank genome assembly
AUGUGGAACAAGAAAUACGGGCUAUUGCAUCAGUGGGACGACUCUAAUGCAGUGAAAAAAUUACUUUGUAACAAAGAAGGUGGCAAACAAAGCAUCAAACUUCUCACAAACAAGUCAUACGAAAAGUGGGGCACUACAGCGCAGUGUAAAUUCACCCUCUACUCAAAAUCUUUUGCUACACGAGACAGCAAAGGUGACCUUAAAACACUUGAUGAUUUGUACAUAAAACCGCGUGGACCGAAUCCUUCUGGACAGUUUCACUCCUCUGUGAUUAGCGCGAACGGUAACAUCGAUGAAACGUAUGCACUCGCCAUUGAUCAGCUAAGACUUCUGAGAAAUUGGCGUUCUCAUUCUACCCGAGCAGAGAUGGAUAAGAAAACUUUUGAUCGGUUCGUUGAACUGGCUAAGGAUGCAUUUAAAGCUCUUUCGGUCAACACAGAUGACAUUGAUGCCAUUGUGAACGCGACCGGAAGUGCACACGCCGAGGAUCAAACUUGUGACAUGCGCAUUUUUUUUUUGACCCAUUUGUAUGGUUUUGACUUCCAAGUAUGGAAAUGGUAA